UCCACCCACCCAACUGACGUCUUCCGAUCAAAGACCCAACUCGUCGGGCCACACUCAAGCGCCCACCACAUAGCGACUGUCAUCUUGUCUCCCUGAUAAUCUAUCCGGCGUUGAAUCAUCGAGUACGGCUGCUGGGCAGUGCGUUGUACUACGGCGGACCUGUAGCUAUCUUUCAACCCGCUCUUAUUCUUAUUGUUUUUGUUUUUGGCCUCGUCGCCAGUCACUUUCGGUUUCUCUUCAAAAGGCUGCCUAUUUAUUAAGCCUACCUCUCCACAAUGUCGACACAAUCUCCCACACCUCCAACCCCAAAGGGUCCCCGUAACAAUCGGCGCAACCCAAAGAGGAACAUGACCCCCUCUACUCAGAAAGUCGCUAUAUUGGCAACCCCUCCAUCGUCGCCGCCGAGGAACCUGAGUCCGGGAGGAACCGCUACCGAUUCCUCCAUCAAUGUCAACGCAUCCAAGAAGAAACAGAGCCGGUCUGGCAAAAAGCCGCGCGAGGCGCCGAAAGCAUCUCCGGCACCUAAAGCGCACCGCCAUACCUCCUCUCAACCUAAUAACGUCAUCGCCACCCCUCAAGUCAAGGAUAGUCCUCAUUACGCAGGCCCAACCUUCCAUGCGUCCCCAGCGCCGUCGGCAUUACCUAUGCCCAGCUUUUUUUCCAAAUCUCUACCAGACUCGGAUCUGGCGCCGGCUCUGGAAUCUGAUGGUGACAAUCUCGAUGCCGAGCCGGACCUCGAAAACACGCCCUCGAAACCCAAGUCACGCCCCCAAAUCCAGGACGAGGAGCGCCAAUCAACUCCUUUGGAUUUUCUCUUCAAAGCUGCAGUCGAGGCCAGAAAUUCACAGCAGCAUCAAAGCCCCGAAGCAAGCUCUCGUAUCCGGUCUCCGCAGACUGAUUCCAAGACCCUUCAUCACCGUAAACCCAAUGGUGCUGCUGGUGGGCUCUUCCGGCUGGAGAUGGAGAGCCCGGAAUUCCAGAACUCUCAAAUUGGGCCUUCUUUCGCGACUUCUUAUAAGGACCGAAUGAAUGCGCUGCGAUCGGCCAGUUCACCUUCCCCUCCUGUGUGUGAGCUCGACGAGCAGCAGAAAAGAGAAAAAACCGAAGCUUUGAAAACUCUGCUGCUCAACCCUCGUCCCCAAAGGCCCUCUUCCGCAUCUAUGGUGGCUUUGGACCAAAGCGAUAGAGCAAUGGGGCGACCGACUCCGAAUCCUAAUGUGCCUCACUUUGCAACCCCAGUGAGGACGACCUCAGGCCCGCCAGCCCCUCUCUCACAUGGCAUGUCAUACGAUCAGAAACAGACAUUUGUUGGGAACGGCCGACACUACCCAUCGUCGUAUACACACUCGCAUGCGCACCAGCAGUUCUAUUCUCCGAAUUCUCCACUGAGGAAAGAAGUUCUUACAUCGAAAGUUGAAAACCUACCGGGCGUUUACGGGGAAGCGUUCUAUCCUCCAACUGCUUAUGAGCAACCCAAGUCUCCACCUAAAUAUGCGCAGUAUCCUAUGUAUUAUCCUCAGCACCAUCAAUCUCCGGUUUCACGAAGUGUGUCAAUGAGCAACAAUUCGCCUGCCUAUGACACGAAAAAGAUGGAAGAUGAUCUUCGAAGGAUCUUGAAACUCGAUGUUAACCCCGCGAUGCCAUCGAGCGGCAUGCAAAGUUCCUUCGCCUAAGGUAACCUCUUUUGCGCUACAGUAUUCUGUUCCUCUUUCCUUAUUCUCCACGUUCGUUUCAUGAUAUUAAUGUAUUACAAGGGUACGGUUUGGACGAGCAAUGCUUG
Aspergillus ibericus CBS 121593 is the source of this 1780-nucleotide messenger RNA. RefSeq lists its product as uncharacterized. Lineage: Eukaryota; Fungi; Ascomycota; Eurotiomycetes; Eurotiales; Aspergillaceae. The transcript has a single exon. The record is from RefSeq and is a predicted model, not a curated record. Bases 276 to 1673 code for a protein of 465 amino acids.